Pogoniulus pusillus (Red-fronted tinkerbird) is the source of this 1815-nucleotide messenger RNA. It is a transcript of the gene GTF2E2, whose product is annotated as general transcription factor IIE subunit 2. Gene Ontology annotation, biological process: transcription initiation at RNA polymerase II promoter. Gene Ontology annotation, molecular function: TFIIH-class transcription factor complex binding. Gene Ontology annotation, cellular component: transcription factor TFIIE complex. The record is from RefSeq and is a predicted model, not a curated record. Lineage: Eukaryota; Metazoa; Chordata; Aves; Piciformes; Lybiidae. Bases 233 to 1105 code for a protein of 290 amino acids. The transcript has 8 exons.
GAAGGGACAGCCCCCGGGAAGGGACAGCAAGGUCUGCAGCCGGGGCAGGGUCAGAGGGGCGGCGUCUCAAGCCCCCUCCGUCCGCCGGCGCCGCCGCCUUGCCCCGUCCCGUUGUGCCGCGGGUGUCGUUAAACGGCAGAGCAGCAGGGUUGGUUCCCGGGUGGGUGGGUGGCUGCCACGCUGCCAAAGUUUCCCGGCGUGUGGGUGACACGAACGUUUGUCGUUAAGCAGGAUGGAUCCGAGCCUGCUGAGGGAGCGAGAGCUGUUCAAAAAGCGUGCCCUCUCCACGCCGGCCGUAGAGAAGCGUCCAGCGCCAUCUUCUGACUCCUCUGCCAAAAAGAAGAAAGCAAAGGUAGAGCAGGGGAGCUCCUCAGGCUCCAAGCAGAACACAGAUCACAGCAAUGGAUCAUUUAACUUGAAGGCCCUUUCAGGAGGCUCUGGCUACAAGUUUGGAGUCCUUGCUAAAAUAGUGAAUUAUAUGAAGACUCGGCACCAGCGGGGCGACACGCAUCCCUUAACCCUAGAAGAGAUCUUGGAUGAAACACAGCAUUUAGAUAUUGGACUCAAACAGAAACAAUGGUUAAUGAGUGAGGCUCUAGUCAACAAUCCCAAAAUAGAAGUGGUAGACGGGAAGUACGCUUUCAAACCCAAGUAUAACUUGAAGGAUAAAAAGGCUCUGCUCAGGCUCUUGGACAAGCAUGACCAGCGAGGGCUGGGAGGAAUCCUUUUAGAAGAUAUUGAAGAAGGGCUACCCAAUGCACAGAAAGCUAUAAAGGCUUUAGGGGACCAGAUCAUCUUUGUUAAUCGCCCUGAUAAGAAGAAGAUUCUUUUCUACAAUGACAAGAGCUGCCAGUUCACUGUGGAUGAAGAAUUUCAGAAGCUGUGGAGGAGCAUUCCCGUGGAUUCUAUGGAUGAGGAGAAAAUUGAAGAGUAUCUGAAACGACAGGGGAUUUCUUCCAUGCAAGAAACUGGACCAAAGAAAAUAGCUCCUAUUCAGAGGAGGAAGAAGCCAGCUUCUCAGAAGAAACGCCGGUUUAAGACUCACAACGACCACUUGGCUGGAGUAUUAAAAGAUUACUCUGAUGUCGUUCCUGGCAAGCAGUGACCAGCUGAGUCCUGGAGCAAAUGUGGCUUUUAUUCAGGCUUUUUGCCACCCAGGCUCAGUGUCUGCUUGCAGAAAGACUGACUGUACAUAGUUAUGUGAUGUGUUUCCCCCAUCCCAGCAGCACCAGGUCGGUGUAAGAGAGAGUUUUGAACUCCUACAUGUAGAGUUUAAUUUAACUGGCUGAUGGGAAAUGUGUCUUUAAGAGGUUCUGGCUACUCAGCCUCUUGGCAUCGAAUGCUAAAUGGUGCUGAGCAUGUAAGGCAGGGGUUCCUGUGCAGUGCUUCACUCUGCUGAGUGGGUGUUCACCUGGAAUUGCUUACCAGGGGCUUCCUAGCAGAAUUCUGCAGAUUCAUUUGGCCUGUUUCAGGAGAACUUUUUCCUCAAAUUGCUGUGGGGAAGUUUCUUUUAACAGGCAAACACACCCACUGUUUUCUCCAGGCCGUGGGACUGAGCUUUACUGCACAGCAGUGAUAUCUGAGGCUCAAACUCAGAGACAAAGUCCCUCUCCUGAACUCCCAGCAGGCUGCCUCAUGGCAAUACAGCUGGAGCUUCCUAAAGCUCCUCACAACCUGCCCUCGGCGAUCUCUCAUCACUGUUGUGUUGCACAGUUCUCUGUGGGCAGGAGGGAAAUAAAAUGGCAGUGUAAUGCUGAAGCAAUUUUUUAUUAUUACUAUUAUUUGGAAAGUAAUAAACUUAGAACCAUAGAAUCA